Fibroporia radiculosa is the source of this 1080-nucleotide messenger RNA. RefSeq lists its product as uncharacterized. The record is from RefSeq and is a predicted model, not a curated record. Gene Ontology annotation, cellular component: Set1C/COMPASS complex. The coding region runs from base 1 to 1080 and encodes 359 amino acids. The transcript is spliced from 8 exons. NCBI's taxonomy places the organism in Eukaryota, Fungi, Basidiomycota, Agaricomycetes, Polyporales, Fibroporiaceae. Gene Ontology annotation, molecular function: histone binding.
AUGGACACUGACAACUCCAGAAACCUUUCACCUUCGCUCAAUGGCACAUCAAUCAAAGUUGACGAAGAUUUGGACGGAAAAUCGGCUCAGGGUCAACCAUUGAUCUUGUCCGCUGACGAUCAUAUCAAAACUCUGACCGUUGUACGGCGUACAACGCCAGACUAUCGUUUACACUAUAUUUUGAGUGGACAUAGAAGGUCCAUAUCAUCUCUGAAGUUCAGCUUUGACGGAACGAAGCUUGCCUCUUCAGCCGCCGACGGGCUGGUCAAAAUAUGGGACGCGGAUAGCGGCGAGAUUAUACACACCCUUCAAGGUCACGACGAGGGCAUCUCCGAUAUUGCUUGGUCUCCAGACAACGAGUUCCUUGCAUCCGCUUCGGAUGACAAGACCAUUCGAAUAUGGAGCAUGGAAACGAUGUCUUCCGUGAACGUCCUCAAGGGUCAUACUAAUUUCGUGUUCUGCGUCAACUUCAAUCCAAAGUCUAACCUGCUUGUCUCGGGCGGAUUCGACGAGACCGUCCGUGUGUGGGAUGUUGCAAGAGGCAGGACAUUGAAGACACUUCCAGCACAUUCUGAUCCUGUCACCGCCGUUACUUUCAAUCACGAUGGGACACUCAUAGCAUCAUGUGCGAUGGAUGGUCUUAUCCGUAUAUGGGAUUCUGAAUCGGGACAAUGUCUGAAGACACUGGCUGACGAUGACAAUCCUAUUUGUUCCCAUAUUGAGUUCACACCGAACUCUAAAUUCAUCCUCGCAUCUACACAAGACUCAACUAUACGUCUAUGGAAUGCACAGACAUCGCGAUGCCUGAAAACCUAUAGCGGGCACCUCAACCGUACAUAUUGCCUAUUUGCAAACUUCACGCCUGGCUUCAAACACAUCAUGAGCGGAAGCGAAGACUCGAAAAUAUACAUUUGGAACCUCCAAACAAGGGAAGUUGUGCAAGUACUUGAUGGCCAUAGAGACGUGGUCAUCGCGGUAGCGGCGCAUCCUAAGAAACCUAUCAUUGCGUCCGCAUCUAUGGAAAAAGACCUAACCAUACGACUUUGGGUGGAUCACAGCAUCCAAGAAACAGCUGUGUAG